CUUUCAUCUCUCUCUCCCCUUUCCCCCCUCCAGUCACUCCUUCUGUUUCCUCUCUUGUUUCUUUUAACAGUUCCUUUCCUUAAGGAGAUGGCACACUCUCAUUACUUUCCUCUCGUCCUAUUCCUCCUUCACAAUCCAACAAAGUCAUUUCUAGAAACAAAUUAAUCAGCACGUUCCUCGAAGCCCUGUUUUAGCAGUUGGUGAAAGCUCUAAAUUCUGUCACGCUCUUCUGGAAAUGGAUGUAAUUUGACUACACGCAGUUGCCCUGAAAUGGUUAAUUUCUGGCUUGCAAUUUUGACCUCGGCCAUGCUCCUCUGACAGUUACAAAAAACCUGCUGUUGUGCCAAGCUCUGACUAAUCGUAUCAUUGCUGCAGAUAAAAAUAGUCUCUAGGAGAAGCCUGGAUAAAAGACAUCAUGGAUCGGGACCCACAACGAGGAGACCUGAUUGAAAUUUUCCGACCCUUUUACAAACACUGGGCUGUAUAUGUAGGGAGUGGAUAUGUGGUCCAUCUCGCCUCAGCAGAUGGGGUUGUAGGAGAUAGUUUAGCCUCUUCCAAUACAAAGAAGGCACUGGUAAAAAUAGAUCGGCUUUUAGAUGCAUGUGCAGGAGACCAGUGGCGAGUCAACAAUAAACAUGACAACAGUCGCCCACCUAAAAGUGUGGAGGAAAUAGUCCACACAGCUUUGAGUUGUGUUGGGAAAGAGAUAUCGUACAAUGUGCUCCUUCGCAACUGUGAGCAUUUUGCCACCUUUAUACGUUAUGAUGAAGCUACAAGUGAACAGGCUGUUUAUUUCGGUGUCUUCGGAUUAUUUGCUUUUUUCGGACUUCUGAUGGGCCUUGUUCGUAAUUAAUAAUUCACCCACAGCACAUUAUCAACGUAUAAUUAGUGCAAAUAUUUUAAAAAAUAAAAAAUAAAAAUGGAAUGACAUGCUUA
This is a messenger RNA of Pogona vitticeps (central bearded dragon), 936 nucleotides long. RefSeq names its product phospholipase A and acyltransferase 1. Gene Ontology annotation, molecular function: A2-type glycerophospholipase activity; glycerophospholipid phospholipase A1 activity. Gene Ontology annotation, cellular component: cytoplasm. The record is from RefSeq and is a predicted model, not a curated record. NCBI's taxonomy places the organism in Eukaryota, Metazoa, Chordata, Lepidosauria, Squamata, Agamidae. Gene Ontology annotation, biological process: N-acylphosphatidylethanolamine metabolic process.